AUGCGAAGCGAUUUCAUCCGAUCUUAUUUUCGAUCAAGAAAUAGUCUUGGAACCUACACUGAGCGCAUAACCCCUUUUGCUUAUAUGUGUAUCAUAGUGGCGGUUAUUGUAGUGGUUCUUGUAGUAAUAUUUGUCGCCUAUUUGAUAAAGCAGUAUCUUGGUCGUUAACUUUUUCCAUUUUAGUGCUAUUUCUUU
Blastocystis hominis is the source of this 195-nucleotide messenger RNA. RefSeq lists its product as hypothetical. The coding region runs from base 1 to 168 and encodes 55 amino acids. The record is from RefSeq and is a predicted model, not a curated record. NCBI's taxonomy places the organism in Eukaryota, Bigyra, Opalinata, Blastocystidae. The transcript is spliced from 2 exons.